Molecule: messenger RNA, 1878 nt
Organism: Bradysia coprophila
Lineage: Eukaryota; Metazoa; Arthropoda; Insecta; Diptera; Sciaridae
Gene: GNBP1
Product: Gram-negative bacteria binding protein 1
Biological process (GO): carbohydrate metabolic process
Molecular function (GO): hydrolase activity, hydrolyzing O-glycosyl compounds; carbohydrate binding
Source: RefSeq, a predicted model, not a curated record
AGUCGAUGAAUUGAUUUCAAGUUGUGCACAUCAAAGUUGAAACUUGGCAAAUAUUUUUGUUUACUAUUGCUUCGUUCAGGCAAUUCAUCUUUCGCUCAUCUAGCAGUGAUCAGUGAUGAUAAGUGAUAUCAGAGUAUAAAUCUUAGAAAAAUUGUAAUACAAACAGCGCGUGUAAAAAUAUGACGACUACAUUCUAUGGACUGGUUCUCAUUUUGUUUACUUUGGCUCACACUCAUCUGGCUUACGAGAUUCCUCCACCAUAUGUGGAAGUUCUGCAGAGAGGAUUUCGGAUAUCUAUUCCAGAUGAGCCCGGUAUUACGAUGUUUGGAUUUCACGGGAACAUAAAUAAAAGAUUUUUUGGAAACGAAGAAGGUGACCUUCGGCAGGACGUGUUAAGAGCCAAAAAUGGCGUUUGGGCCUAUGAAAAUAGAAACAGACAAGUAAUGGAAGGCGACAUCCUGUAUUUUUGGGUCUAUGUGCAACACGAAAGUUUGGGAUAUGUCUUAGAUGACCAGGAGUUCCGGUUCACAUUCAGACGUACAACCACAUCUAGAACCACAACUACAAGACCAACCACACGAACUACACAACGCACAACAAGAACAACUCCGACGCCUAUGACUAGAGGCACCACCUCAUCAUGGCAAACGACACGGAGUACUACCAUACCAACCGUUCGCCCGGACAAUGGUGAUGAUGGCUUGGAUUGUCAACCGUCUAUAACAACUGUUAGAGGAAAGCCGGUAUGCCGGAAUGAAAUAAUAUUCGAGGAACACUUUUCUGGCACUGGUCUCUCUAAGUCAUGGAAGAAUGGAGUCAAAAUGCCCCUGGACACUGAGGACGCCGAAUUUGUAUCGUAUCAGAAUUUACCGGACAUUUGCUAUGUGAGAGACGGCUAUUUUAACAUUUUCCCGAAGAUUCUGUGCGAUAUUCCUGGAUUCACAACCGAUUCGAUAAGGUCGGGAACGCUUGACUUUGCAGACAGGUGUACGGCGGUAGUCGACACACGAGCCGAGUGUGUGAGAACAGCACAACAUUUCACAAUCCUUCCACCAGUGGUGUCGUGUAAAAUCAAGACAAAACAAACGUUUACGUUCAAAUAUGGACGAGUGGAGAUACGAGCUAAAUUACCGAAAGGAGACUGGUUGCAUCCACAACUGAGCUUGGAGCCGAUAGGAAACGAUUACGGUACAUCGCGCUUCAACUCUGGACAGUUACGAGUGGCAUUCAUUCGCGGAAAUGAAAAUCUCAAAACGAAAAACGAUGAACCGAUCGAUGGUCGUAAAUUGUCGGGUGGAGCUGUGUUAGUGAGUCGUGAAAAAUUCCGAGAUCUUUGGAUGAGGAGCACUUUCAAUGAGCAUCAUUUCGGAGACGACUUUCACACAUAUGAGUUGCGAUGGACAAAUAAAUCUCUCGAACUUUAUGUUGAUGGCGCGACUUACGGAACAAUCGAAGGAGGUUUCAGGGAUCUGGCAAGAACGAACAAUGUGUCUGUUUCGGCACAGUUGUAUGCCGGGGAAUUUAUGGCACCGUUCGACAAAGAAUUUUUUCUGUCGAUUGGUGUCGGCGUUGGAGGUAUUUCCGACUUUCCCGACGCAUCGCGGAAUGGUUACGGCAAUUUUGUAAAACCGUGGACGAAUACAAGUCCAAAGGCGGAACUGAAUUUUUGGAAUGACGUUGAACAAUGGAACAGUACGUGGAACCGACAGAACAGUGGACUGCAAGUGGACUAUGUUAAAGUGUGGUCGAUUUGAGCUUGGAUUUUUUUCUGAUUGAUUGACUGACGAUGCAAUUGACUGAACUUUAGGUGUCGAUUGAAUUGUAAAAUCUGAUUGACAGCAAAGUAUUUUAGGAAUAAAAAAUCAUUGAGCUAAAGGA